This is a messenger RNA of Melospiza georgiana, 1056 nucleotides long. It is a transcript of the gene GPR87, whose product is annotated as G protein-coupled receptor 87. NCBI's taxonomy places the organism in Eukaryota, Metazoa, Chordata, Aves, Passeriformes, Passerellidae. Gene Ontology annotation, cellular component: membrane. Gene Ontology annotation, molecular function: G protein-coupled purinergic nucleotide receptor activity. Bases 1 to 1056 code for a protein of 351 amino acids. The record is from RefSeq and is a predicted model, not a curated record. Gene Ontology annotation, biological process: G protein-coupled receptor signaling pathway. The transcript has 2 exons.
AUGGGGUACAAUUUGUCCUAUGGAAAACUGCCAGAGAGCCGCCCCAGCCCCGAGAACAGCAGCUGGCCCAACGGCAGCUCGGCGGCGCGGGACGAGUUCACCACCAUCGUGCUGCCCGUGCUCUACCUCCUCAUCUUCCUGGCCAGCCUCCUGCUCAACGGCCUGGCCGUCUGGAUCUUCUUCCACAUCAGGAACAAGACCAGCUUCAUCUUUUACCUCAAGAACAUUGUGGUGGCAGACCUGCUCAUGACGCUGACGUUCCCGUUCAAGAUCAUCCAGGACUCGCGGCUGGGGCCGUGGCACUUCAACUCCUUCCUGUGCCGCUAUAGCACGGUGCUGUUCUACGCCAACAUGUACACCACCAUCGUCUUCCUGGGCCUCAUCAGCAUCGACCGCUACCUGAAGGUGGUGAAGCCCUUCGGGGACUCGCGCAUGUACAGCAUCACCUUCACCAAGGUGCUGUCGGCCUGCGUCUGGGUGGUGAUGGCGUUCCUGGCGCUGCCGAACCUCAUCCUCACCAACGGCUACCCCACCAGGCGCAACGUGGACGACUGCCUGAAGCUGAAGUCUCCCCUGGGAGUCAAGUGGCACGCGGCCGUCAUCUACAUCAACACCUGCAUGUUCGUGGUGGUGCUGGUGGUGCUGAUAGGCUGCUACAUUGCCAUUUCCAGGUACAUCUACAAAUCCAGCAAACAGUUCAUCAGCUCCUCCAGCCGGAAGAGGAAGCACAACCAGAGUAUAAGGGUUGUCGUGGCUGUGUUUUUCACCUGCUUUUUGCCCUACCAUUUGUGCCGAAUACCCUUCACUUUCAGUCAUCUGGACAAAAUUUUAGAUGACUCUGCACAUAGAAUCUUGUAUUACUGUAAGGAAAUGACCCUGUUCCUGUCCGCAUGCAACGUCUGUCUGGAUCCCAUCAUUUAUUUUUUCAUGUGCCGAUCAUUCUCUCGAAGGCUGUUCAGGAAAUCCAACAUGAGAACCAGGAGUGAGAGCAUCAGGUCCCUGCAGAGCGUCAGGAGGUCGGAGGUGCGCAUCUACCACGAGUACACCGACGUCUGA